AAAUCAAUUUUCCCUCUGGCUGUUUUAUUGGUUGCCCUGCCAGCCCUUCUACAUAUCUAGUAGAAUUGCUGGCAGGAGAGAUUUUUGGGGCUGUAUCCUGCUCUGCUUACAGAGCAGGAAAAGAGGACAGCCCUGCUGACAUUUCCCUGAUGGGGCAAUGGGGCUGAGGCAGACUGGGGAGCUGCCAGGGUUGUUUUUGGAUGGGAAAUGGGGCAGGAAGCAGUUGGGAAGCCCGAGGGAGUUUAGGUGGAGGUUUUGUUUGGUUUUGCAAGGGAAAGGCGGUGUCUGGGGCAGGAUGGGUGCAGGAGUGCAGAGCCCUGGUGAUCAGCAGAAUCCCAGCACCCUAACACCAGUGGGGGAGAUGGGCAAUGGGAGCAGGGGGAGCAGUGAAGUUGGGAAAGCAUCCCACAAACCUCUCCAUCUCUCCACAGCUAUGAAUCCCUAUGUCAACUGCUCCAGUUCUGAGUUCCCUCUGCCCCAGCAAGACUUCCCUUUGGAGCCCAUCAGCCCUGAUCUCAGCAACAGGACUCACCCAGAGACCUUUUUGGACCCUAAGGAUGCCAACCUGACAGAGGAGCAGCUGCGGGAUAAGUACCUGGGCCCUCGACGGUCCAACUUCUUUGUCCCAAUCUGUGUCAUUUACCUGCUGAUCUUCUUGGUAGGGGCCGUGGGCAACACGCUCACCUGCAUCGUCAUCCUCCGGCACCGCUUCAUGAGGACGCCCACCAACUACUACCUCUUCAGCCUGGCCGUGUCUGACCUGCUGGUGCUGCUGCUGGGGAUGCCUCUGGAGCUCUACGACAUGUGGAGCAACUACCCCUUCCUGCUGGGGGCCAGCGGCUGCUAUUUCAAGACGCUGCUCUUUGAGGCCGUCUGCUUCGCCUCCAUCCUCAACGUCACAGCCCUGAGCGUGGAGCGCUACAUCGCUGUGGUGCACCCGCUCAAAGCCAAGUACGUGGUGACCAGGAACCACGCCAAGAGGGUCAUUGUCACUAUCUGGGUCUUGUCAGUCAUCUGCUCCAUCCCCAACACCAGCCUCCAUGGGCUGCAGCCUCUCUACGUGCCAGGACGGGGGCGGGUGCCCGAUUCAGAGAUCUGCACCCUGGUGAAACCACGCUUGACUUACAAUCUCAUCAUCCAGAUCACCACCAUCCUCUUCUUCUUCCUGCCCAUGGUGACCAUCAGUGUCCUCUACCUUCUUAUUGGGCUGCAGCUCAAGAAAGAAAAAAUGCUGGAAGCCUUGGGAGCCAAGUCCGGCAGCAGCCGCAACUGCCCCAACCACCAGGGGCAGAAGAAAGUCAAGAGGAGGCAGGUCACAAAGAUGCUGUUUGUGCUGGUGGUGGUGUUUGGCAUCUGCUGGGCUCCCUUCCACACCGACCGCCUUGUCUGGAGUUUUGUAUCCACCUGGACCAGCAACAUGCUCCACAUGUUCCAGUACGUCCACAUCAUCUCAGGGGUCUUCUUCUACCUGAGCUCGGCUGCCAACCCCAUCCUCUACAACCUGAUGUCCAGCCGUUUCCGGGAGAUGUUCAGGGAGGCGAUGUGCCGGCCUGGGCGCCGCCCGCCCUGGGCGCGCCGGCACUCGCCCAGCGUCACCCGCACCGCCAGCCGCAGCACCGAGUGCGAGCCCGCGCCCAGCGCGCUGCCCCUCUCUGACGCCGAGGAGUACGAGCUGGAGGACGUGGAGGGGGGCCAGGCCACCACCCACGUAAUGUCCCUCUGCUGAAGAGUGGGAGGACAGGGAAGGACUCUGGGACCAGCUCUCCUCACUGCCGGCUUCCAUCUGACUGUGGCGCUCUCUCAUGCUGUGGUGGGGAGCGGGGCAGGAGCGAGGGGGGAUCCCUGCCUCUCUGUGCUGUCCCACCGGCAUGGAAAGGCUGGUUGUGUCAGCAGCACUGCUCCAGGGACAUGGUGGCAGUGACCUGGAUGCAUAGCAAUGCAUCCCGCUGUCCUCAGCACCAGGCCUGGCCAGGGCAUCCCUUGGGGUGUGGGGACAGCUGACUUCCAUGUCAGGGGUAUGUCAGCAAUCCCUAAAAAUAUUCCAUCCCUUCUGGCCCAGUGGGGUGCACCUGCAGAGAUGGGGGCUUAGGCAUCCCAGGCUGUUUUGGGACACAGGGAUGGAUGGGUGCCCCCAGAGGUACUUGCACCUGGGCGGAGAUCCAGGGCUGUGUGAGAGGUUUGCAUAGGAUUCUGGAAAAAUCCCAUGAGGAAAAAACUGUCUGUGGGUGCCUUCUCCCUUGAGACCUCUUCAGGGCUGUCUGGCACCAAUGUAACCCUGGUUUUCUGGCAUAUCUCUUCAGUGGUGCCAGCGGGUGCCUGGCUGCAGGGUGCUGGUACAGCUCCUUGCUCCCAGCCUUUCUCAUGCCCUGCAUUCCCAGCCCUUUAAAGGCAAGGGAAGGAGCAUGGCUACUUCCUCCAGAGCUGGAUCUGGGGGGGAAAAUACGGGACAAAGGGAUCUCCAGACUGUCUGUAGUGCCAAGGCAGAGCUCCAUAACUGUCUGUGUCACAUGAAUAUGCUCUCCCCUCUCUGACCAGCAUGUUCUAGGUGCCAAUCUCUUCUUCCUCUACCCACCGUGGUCACCUGAUCUUGUGGGGAAUGUGGGGAGCCCUCUUCCAUCCCUGCCCUGCAUGGGCUGAGCCUCACUGAGAAUUAAAAAAGCCACUGGCCUGAUUUGUGCCCUGCUUGUGUCCCCUAGCUCUGUUCCCAACAUGGGACUGAACCCAGGCCAUGCUCCUGGGGAGGGUGGUGGAUGAGCCACAUGCCAGGGCGAUGGACACCAGGGCUGUUUCACCAGAUCCCCAGGGGGGCUCUGCUGCUGUGGUGGGUCUGCAGGUCCAGGGAUAUGGAGGGCAUGGCAGGGAGGGCACAAGUGGGAUGCCUGCACCCUUCCUGGCCUCUCAGGCUGAGCUAGGGCUGGGGCCCUUGCAGAGGGACAGCUGCCUCUGGAGCCGUGGCCAUCAGUCCCUCCCCAGACACAGGGCUUGGAAAAUGUCAUGAAAAUGCCAGGGAGCGUGGGCUGCCUGGUCAUGCUCUCCCAGGCUGGAAGGACCCAUUGAUUUCCUGUCUGAGAUCAAUGCUGCUGUCCUCCCUGUGUACACCAGGUCCUGCAGGAUGAAAUAUUGAGGAUCUGAAAUGGGAGCUGAGGGACUGCCCAAGCAGUUUGAGCUCUUGUCUUGCACUAUUUACUCAACCCCAACUCCUCACAGUUGGGGAGCCUCUGGAGGCUCAGCAUCACAUGGCUGUGCUUCUGGUCAGCAUGGGCUAGUCUGGGGCUUGCUUGAGCAGAAAUACUGGAUGAGCCAGGCAGAGCACUGGCAGCUGCUGCUCUGCUUCCAGCCCCUCCUAAGCACAUUGCGUGGGACCGUAGCUGUGCCAGUGACCGAGAAGAGGCAGGGUUUGGGGCUUGCACACUCCCUCCUGCCCCAUCUACCCAUCUAGUUCAGAGGCAGUGCAGCUUCCCCUGCUCCCCAUCCCACAGCCAGGACUGCCAUGGACAAAGCCCUUCCUUGGCCCUUGUGUUGUCCUGGUGGGUGCUGCACGGUGAGAAUGGGCAUUGGGCUGCAGUAACUUUGUGUUUCAGGGUCGUGCUGACUGCUUGCAGCCUCUGUCUGGAGGAUGUCAGUGUGACCAAGGACACUGAGAUCUGUCUGUUUCAUCCUCUGUCUCUCUCCUGUUGGUGAUGGUCCUGGCAGAGCACAGCACCCUGGCAGCCAUGUGGGGCCCCUUGUGGCUGCUGCGUGGGUGGAUGUGACUGAUACCUCCUUGAUGGCCAUUAUUCCCCCGUCUCACUUCACCCAGCUGCUUCCUCAGCCACAAAUCUCCAGGGAAUGGCUUUUUAAUAGGCAGUCAAUAGUAUUUUGUAAUGCAGUGACAGAUGCCUGUGUGGAGUUUUGGGUCCCUCGUGCUGCAGGAGAGCAAACUUGUCCUGCUGGUCCUGAGCAGGCAGGCUGUGCAGGGAUACAGCUGUGGCUGCUGCAGCUCCAGUGCCUUGGUCAGUGUCAAGUGUGUCAGAGUGUUUGUUCCCAGGGCUUUUUUACAGGAUCCUUGGCUGCAGCACAGCUGGGAUGGAGUCCAGAGCAGCCAGAAAGGUGAGGCACUGGCUUUGCCUUUACCCAACUUUGUGUUCCCAGCUGCCCAGACACCUCCUGACCUUGGACUCCCCAUCCUCCUUGGUGACCCCAAAUUCAGACAGCAACUGACCUGGGACUCCCCAUCCUCCUUGGUGACCCCAAAUUCUCCUCUCUGAGACACACAAGGGGAGUAUGCAGCCCAAGCUCUAAUAUAUUGGGUGGUGGUGCCCUACCACCCACUCCACAUGAACAGCUGGGCCUGGAUUACCCUGCAAAGCAUCUCAAAAGCUUCUCAGAGAUGUAGCUGCAGCAUGGUUGGUGGCAAUUCCUGGGUGGAGAUGCAUGGGCAGACUUUGCUCCCCUGGCUGGGUUUUGAUGAUGUGGAGAUUUCCUGGGUACCACAUGCCAGCCGGGC
Molecule: messenger RNA, 4486 nt
Organism: Serinus canaria (Common canary)
Lineage: Eukaryota; Metazoa; Chordata; Aves; Passeriformes; Fringillidae
Gene: NMUR1
Product: neuromedin U receptor 1
Exons: 2
Coding region: 158-1726 (522 amino acids)
Biological process (GO): G protein-coupled receptor signaling pathway
Cellular component (GO): plasma membrane
Molecular function (GO): neuromedin U receptor activity
Source: RefSeq, a predicted model, not a curated record